This is a messenger RNA of Chenopodium quinoa (quinoa), 4203 nucleotides long. RefSeq names its product CBL-interacting serine/threonine-protein kinase 6-like. The transcript is spliced from 2 exons. Gene Ontology annotation, molecular function: protein kinase activity; ATP binding. Gene Ontology annotation, biological process: protein phosphorylation; signal transduction. Bases 431 to 1837 code for a protein of 468 amino acids. The record is from RefSeq and is a predicted model, not a curated record. Lineage: Eukaryota; Viridiplantae; Streptophyta; Magnoliopsida; Caryophyllales; Amaranthaceae.
UAUCAAUAUUAUUCAAACCUAAAAUACCUCUCUCUACCUUCUCUCUCUAUUUUCUCUCUCCUACAAAGCUUUCUUUUCUCCGCCGUUAGAAACACAAAAACACCAACACCGCCGUGAGAAAGAGGCGUUAGCCGGCGAAUUAAUGCGGAAGUAUGAGUUGUCUAUCGCUUUUUAACCCGUAUGUGCGAGGUGGUAUUGCUCAGAAGAAUCAUCAUGUGCUCGGAGGCCGGAAUUGGCACCGUAAACACGUCGAAGACGGGUAGUUUUUCGUGUUUUUCAUUUUCUUAGAACAAAAUACAAAAUAUAGAAGAUCUUGUGAAUUCUUAAACCUCCUCCUCUCUCAGAUUAGAAAAAAAAGAGUCAAGUAUAUAUAUAUUCGGGGUUAAUUUGGUAGAUAUUGAAGUUUAAUUCGUGAUUUCUCAAGUCUAAAAUGAUGGGGGAAUUCAUGUUAGCGGUUAAAGAUAACAAUAGCAACAAGAAUGCCGCCGAGUCGCGGCCGAAUUACUGUAAAUUGGUGAUGCAGGGGAAGUAUGAGCUCGGAAGGGUGCUGGGUCAGGGGACCUUUGCUCGGGUUUACUAUGCGCGCAACCUCGAGUCGGGGAAGAGCGUUGCGAUGAAAGUUGUGGGAAAAGAGAAGGUUGUAAGGGCGAAGAUGAUGGAUCAGAUGAAGAGGGAGAUCAGCGUUAUGAAGAGGCUGAAACACCCUAAUAUUGUUGAACUGUACGAGGUUAUGGCGACCAAGUCUAAGAUAUUCUUAGCGUUGGAGCUCGUCCGAGGGGGCGAGCUCCACGCUAAGGUUUCGAAAGAAGGGAAAUUAGAAGAACAUACGGCGAGAUCGUAUUUCCGGCAAUUGAUCUCUGCUGUUGAUUACUGCCAUAGUAGAGGGGUUUUCCAUCGAGAUCUGAAAUUGGAGAAUUUACUCUUGGAUCAAGAUGAUAAUCUCAAGAUCACUGAUUUCGGAUUGAGUGCUUUCUUUGAAGAAGAGGAGAAUAAUCAGGUUUUGUUGCGGACUACUUGUGGGACGCCGCACUAUGUUGCGCCUGAGGUGGUUAGCAAGAGGGGUCAAGGGUACGACGGUUCGAAGGCGGAUAUAUGGUCUUGUGGUGUGAUAUUGUUUGUACUUCUUGCUGGUUAUCUCCCUUUUCAUGAUGAGAAUAUUAUGCAGAUGUAUCGGAAGGUGUACAAGGGUGAUUUCACUUGUCCGUCUUGGUUUUCGGCCGAGGCGAGGGAGUUGAUCACUCGGAUGCUUGAUCCUAACCCUGCUACUCGCAUCACCUUGGCUGAGAUUAUGGAAUCAAAAUGGUUUAAGGUUGAUAUCUUCGAGGCCGACGACGAAGAAGAGGGAAAUAACAACACCACCGUCAACAAGUUCCUGAAGAAGGAAGUGGAGGCGUUGAAUGCUUUUCAUAUCAUAUCGAUGUCAGAAGGGUUAGAUCUCUCUGCCCUCUUCUCGGAAGAGAAGAAGAAGAGGGAGGAGAGGGAAGAAAUUGGAUUCACGACAACAAUGUCUGAAACUGAGGUGAUUUCGAGGUUGGAAGAAUUGGCUGCCUUGAGUAGUGGUAAGUUCAAGGUCAGCAAAGUAGGGGACUCUGUGGUGAGGCUGCAAGGGCAGGAGAAGGGGAGGAAAGGUAAGCUGGUAAUCGUGGUCGAGCUAUUCGCGGUGUCUUCCUCUUUCCUAAUGGUGGAGGUGAAGAAGGAUAGCGGCGACACGCUCGAGUUCAACCGGUUUUGCCAGAACCAACUCCGCCCUGCUCUCUUGGAUGUUAUAUGGACCACCGCCGCCUCCGAUAAUCACACCAUACCACCUGCCUCAUACCCCUGUGUUGCAGUGUGCUAAAAUUUUGGCAGAUGCCUUAAACACCCCCCUUUCUUUUAGGAUUUUGAGAGUUUGACAUGAUGUUAUAUUGUUUGUGUUGUUUUUCUGUUGUGCUAUUGAUUAAUUAUUCUUUUUUUUUUUCAUGUUUCAUGUCCAUGGUUUUAUCAGUCAGUUAUAGAUUUUCUUUUUAUGUUACUGAUGUGUACCUGAUUUUCGAUGUCAAUACAAGGUGAUUAGAAGUAGCUUCUUCUGUCUAAAUUGCUUAGCAAUUACCAUUGUUUGUUUGCCAUACUCUGUAGAUGUUUGCUGCUAUAGUUUUCAAAAAUCCGAUUUCCGAUUUUGCCUUCAACUAAGUUUUUCAAUCUAAGAAACAUUUUUACCACAAUUUUGAUAAGGGUUUGCUGGUAUAGUUUUUAAAAUUCGAUUUUCAGAUUUUGUCAAUUUCACCACAAUUUUUAUAAGGUUUGCUGAAUUGCUGGUAAGCCUGGUAUAGUUCUUAAAAUUGGAUUUUCAGAUUUUGUCUACACCAUGCUUUUCCAUUAAAGAAACAAUUUUACCACAAUUUUGAUAAGGGUUUGGGCUGGUAUAGUUUCUAAAAUUCGAUUUUCAGAAUUUCACUGCAUCAUGGUUUUCAAUUAAAGAAACAAUUUCACCAAAAUUUUGAUAAGGUUUGCUGGUAUAGUUUUAAAUAAUUCAAUUUUCCAGUUUUGUCUACACCAUGGUUUUCAAUCAAUUUCUACUUCACCACAGUUUUAGUAAGUAUUCACUGGUUUAAAACCCUCUUGUAAUUGGGAGGAAGAGAAGGCUUGCAGGUUUUACGCUCACCAGACAAGAAAAUCAUUGUUCAAUCAUGCUUUAGUUCGAUUUUUCGUGUCAGUUUUUCCCAAAAUGUAUCUUUCGUAAACUGUUUUAAGUUGAAAUUCUUAAAAAGAGUCGUAGCAAUUUGUGUUGAAAACAAUUUCAAAGCUUUGAAGCAACAAUUUCAGAGUAAGGAGACACAAAGAUUGUCCUUCCUAAGUUUUCCAAAUGGUGUUCAUUGAAAUGGGAAGGAAAUUGAAUCUAUUUUAUCCCUUUCCCAGUUUACUUUUGCUUCCCUCUGAAAUCAAAGGAGCAUAUGAUCCACUAAUCUUUGAACUCGUACUCCCUAACUCUUUGAUUCCCCUCACCCAAUGAAGCCGAAAGUGUUAAGUAAAUGAAUAGAUUUAAACUUGUCACUGUAUUCACAACUUCCGUAGCCAUGUUGCAAUUGUUCAAUGCAUUGACGAUGAACACUAACAGCCUAUUAACAUUUUUACUCGAUGUAAACAUUUGAAAACAGUUAGUAAAUUUUCUUAGAUUAUAUGUAAUUGAUCAUCAUAACUGCACAUAUCUGCUUGUUUAGUCUUUAUGAAGAAAAGUAGCCAAUCUCAUGGUAUGAACACUGGAGGAGACAUUAUGAGGUGAAUCAUUCAGUAAGUGUUUUGUGUUCAAUAGUUAUUUGAUUAAUGUGUAGUACAUCUGUUUUUCCCUUAUUCCUGUUUUUGAGGUCGGAUGAUUUGAAUCUGUGCUGCAUGUUUCUUCCAUUUGGUUGAUGAGAUAACAUAACAUGUGUGAUAUGUACCUUUUUCCAAUCCAUCUGAUAGCUUCACAUAUGACCAUAUGAUAUGUUUCAUGUUAUAUUUCCAUCUAGUUGAUUGUAUAACAUCUAACAUGUCUUGCAUGUUCAUGUUCCAUGUGGUUGAUGAGACGAUCUCUGAUGUGUUGUAUGUUCAUUAACUUCAAAUGUAUGACGUGUUUCAUUUACGAGUUUCUUGAUAAUGUUUGUCAAUCUGUUGCGUAUUUUAGUCUGCCUUUCUUGUUCUUGUCUUAUGUGUUUCAGGACUUGAUCUUGGAUUUGUUGGCCAAUUAUGGUAAGUAUGUACUGUAUUUUGUUUCUGGCUUCGCAAUUCAUUCUGUGUUUUACUCCGUACCUGUGGUGAAUCUGUGGUUCCCCUCAUACAGGUUGGUGUUUGGAGUUGAGGUUCAUAGUUGAUCUAUACUAUGAUUGUGGUCAAGCAUGAAGCAUCUCUGAUAGUUACAAUCGAAUUACAAGGACAUUUGAUGUUGCUUACUUGAGUAAAUUGACAGGUGCGAAAGUUAAUGAUCGGGUAGCUUAAAAUACGGAGCACAAUAUGGUUCUCGUGAAGCAUCGGAGAGAACUCGUGCUUCACGUUGAUUGUGGGUGAUUCAGCAUUCAUACAAUCACACGCAAACAGAUGGAAUUGGAUGUGAAGAUAUUUUCCUUUGAUUAUUGUAGAACAUUGGGGAGGUUUCAUUAAGUAUUCUAUUGGUCAUGUAAUGUACAGUAGAAUUUUAUGUCUAACUUAUAAUAUCCAUCGUUAUCACAAUUUAAGUUUCACUUUUUCUAA